This is a messenger RNA of Labrus mixtus (cuckoo wrasse), 2249 nucleotides long. RefSeq names its product C-type lectin domain family 18 member A-like. The transcript has 12 exons. The record is from RefSeq and is a predicted model, not a curated record. Gene Ontology annotation, cellular component: extracellular region. Bases 39 to 1373 code for a protein of 444 amino acids. NCBI's taxonomy places the organism in Eukaryota, Metazoa, Chordata, Actinopteri, Labriformes, Labridae.
GUGGCCGCAGUUGGUUUGAGAAACUGCACGAGCUCACGAUGCACUCUUUACCAGCGUCACGUUGUUCGUUUCUGUUCGUCCUUUGGUCUUUUAUACCUCCGUUUAUCUUCGCCAACCGGAUUACGAGGGACUCGCCUGACCUGCAGAGGUCCACCAUCACCGGGCUUGGAGUGAAGGAGCACUCGCAGAUUGUUGCUCAGCACAAUAGACUGCGCAGCCGGGUCAAACCCAUGGCAGCCAACAUGCAAAAGAUGGAGUGGAACGAGAAGUUGGCCUUGCUUGCAGAGGAGAAAGCAGCAUGGUGUCACACAGACCCCUCCCCUCAACACUCCUCACCUGUCAGUCACGUUGGCUGGAACGCACAUCUUUCGCUGUACGGUGUCAACUCAUUUUCUGAUGUCAUCGACUCUUGGUUUGAGGAGGAAGACAAUUUUCUCUUCUUGAGUGGGCAAUGUAGAGAGAAUGCCACCUGCCGACACUACACACAGAUGGUGUGGGCCACUUCAAAUCAAGUGGGCUGUGCCACCCAGCUGUGUCUGAGAGAAGGCGACCUGAGGGAGAUGUUUGUUUGUGCAUAUUUUCCUGGGGGUAACUGGGAGGUCAAUGGUUGGCUGGUGACGCCCUACAAGACCGGGGUUUACUGCUCUCUCUGCACCUCCUCCAUGUCUGGCUGCUUUAGACUGUGGGACCAUGUGGGUGGAUUAUGUGAGAUUCCAAAGAAUCCGUGUCGUAUGAGCUGUGGGCUGAACGGCCAUCUCAACAUAACGUCCUGCAAGUGCAAGUGUGACCCUGGUUUCACUGGACGCCUCUGCCAGGUUCGGUGCAGUGUGCAGUGCGUACACGGCCGUUUCAAAGAAGAAGAAUGCUCUUGUUUGUGCGAUGUUGGCUAUGGUGGAGCUGAGUGUGCAGAAAAGGUGCAGUAUCCCUUCCACAGCUGUGACGUGAUGAUAGAUGGCGACUGCUUCAUGGUGUCUUCAGAAACAGACACUUACUAUGGAGCCAAGAGUCUCUGUCAGGGGAAAGGGGGUAUUUUAGCUCAAAUCCACAAUCAGAAGGUUCAGGACAUUCUGGCGUUUUAUCUCAGUCAGCUGGAGACGAGCAAUGAGGUCACCAACACCGACUUUGAGACCCGAAACUUCUGGAUCGGUUUGACAUACAAGUCUAUGAAAGACUCAUUUCGCUGGGACACGGGAGAGAUCCCCAGAUUCAGCAGCUUUGCCUUUGGGCAACCUGACAACCAAGGUUUUGGAAACUGCGUAGAGCUACAGGCAUCAAGUGCCUUUAACUGGAAUGAUCAACGCUGUAAAACACAGAACAGAUACAUCUGCCAGCACGCUGCAGAGCACAUUGCCAAGUGGGAUGAAUCCAGGUGACCUGCAUUUGUGAGGGAAUGAAACCUGAUGUACAGAGUGUGUUACUUGUUUGUUUGGACAUUUUCCACUCUUAUCAGUGCAUGUUUGUUUUUAUUGAACAUAGACAACUGUAGUUAAGAUGUACUGUAUAUACUGUACAUGUUCUAAUGUUUAUUGAAAAUAUGUAAUCAUUAAACUGUUGUAGGUUACACGGAGAAUACAUUGUUUUAGUAUUUUUUAUAUAUAUCAUCCAAGGCUGCCACAUAUCUUUUUUUAAUUCUAUCUCGUCCGACCUCUGGCCUCAUGUGACCUCAGAAGCGCUUUGGUUUCUCUCAGUGCUGGUGAAGGAGUGAGAAAGAAAAUAAAUGGCCUCUUAGAGAUCUCAUGGUGUGUUUCCUUGAAAAUGUUUCAUUAUUUUAAAGACCAGUGGGGACCGGACAAAUAACAGCAGCAGCAAAACUCAAACAGGUAGAUCAUUAAAGCCCGAGUUGUUUGUGUUUAUUCUGUGUAAGAAAUGCCCGUGGUGCACCUAAGAAUACAGCAUAUGUAAACUAUACUGUCAGCAGUAAUCUGUCACUUGAUGAUUGAGGUUGUUUUACUUUGAAACAGUGUUGAGUUACUUCAAAUGACAGAUGCUGGUAAGCACUACGUGUCUCUGUUUUAAGAUUAUAUGCUAUCUAGCAUAAUGGCUAUAGAGAAACAAUGAUGAUCAGAAUUGAGUUCUGAGAUUGCCAUUUAAUUCACAUACACAAACACGAGUCAUGAAUCCAAGAGGAAUAAUUCUGAUAACUUUGAUGAGCCCCUGACUUAUCACGUAGAGAAGUACAACCAUGAUUUUGACAUUUCGGCUCUAAAUGAAGUGUCUCAACAAAUAUAUGAUGUGACCCGAAAUCAGAU